This is a messenger RNA of Dermacentor silvarum, 2053 nucleotides long. Its product is annotated as sodium-coupled monocarboxylate transporter 1-like. The coding region runs from base 112 to 1929 and encodes 605 amino acids. The transcript has 16 exons. NCBI's taxonomy places the organism in Eukaryota, Metazoa, Arthropoda, Arachnida, Ixodida, Ixodidae. The record is from RefSeq and is a predicted model, not a curated record. Gene Ontology annotation, biological process: transmembrane transport; sodium ion transport. Gene Ontology annotation, molecular function: symporter activity. Gene Ontology annotation, cellular component: membrane.
GUUUUAUCGUCAAGGCGCAAGCAGUUUAACCCACGUGUUCCUAUGCCGCGACGGCAGUAAAACGCGAUAUACACGGUCGUUCGCGUAUUUGGAAUUGGUGUCACGACCAAAAUGGCGCAUGCGUUUGAGUGCGCAUUCUUUGGCACGCUCGUCGCGGCCAACCUGGCACUCGGCUUGUACUUCUCCUUGCGGAGUGCUCCUUCUCGACCCAACACCGGUGUUACAAAGGUGGAAGUGUUCCUCGGAAGCCGGACACUACGGUACCUACCACUCGCUGCUUCGUCGGUAGCCUCUCUCUUCUCAUCGACGGGACUCAUCGGCUUUCCGGCCCACUUUUACGCGUACGGCUGGCACGUGCUGUGGCUAAGCUUGACGCCUCUGCUGCUGUUUCCGUUGGCAACGCGCCUUUUCGUGCCCCUGCUGUACAAGCUUGGUGUCACGUCCAUAUUUGAGUACCUGCGCUUUCGUUUCAACGCCAGCAUUUCUUUGACAGCAUGCGUCAUCUACAUUAUUCUCACGCAAAGCAUAGGCGCCAUCUCUAUUUUUGCAGCAGCAUUGACUCUCGUGACAGCUUUUCACGUACCGCUUCUUUGGUGCAUUAUUGGCAUUGGAUUUUCUGGAACCUUCUACACAGCAAUGGGAGGACUCCGAGGUGUGGUCUGGACAGACUGCAUGCAGUUAUUGUUUAUAAUUGUGGCUCAGGCUACAGUUAUAGCAAGUAUCGUAGUUGGCUCAUUAUCACAAGGUUCCAUGGUCCAGCCACUAGGUGACAUGAAUUUAUGGACCUACAUUGGCAACUUCAGUUUUGACUUGACCAGUGACGAAAACGUGUGGGCCUGCCUUGUCGGCUCCUCAGCCAUAGGAAUCUAUAGGUUAUGCCUCGAUCAGGUUGUGACCCAACGGCUGCUAGCAUCGCCAACACUGAAUGAAGCAAAAAGAACUGCAUUCACAGGCGCGCUUCUCUUAGUGCUGCUGUACUGCCUGUGCUUAUCAAUGGGUGUGUCACUGACUGUAUGGUUUCGUGGCUGCGACCCUGAGCUGCUCGGCGUCAUCAAGAGCAUUGACCAAAUCCUGCCCUACUAUAUUAACACAUACUUGGUGCACAUACCCGGUUUUGUAGGCCUAUUCCUUGCUGGGGUCGUCUGUGCUGCCACAAGCACGAUAUCUUCUACAAUCAAUUCUCAGGCGACUAUAAUAUAUGUCGAUGUCAUAUCUCAUCACUUCAAGAACGCUGAACAACACGUGUUAUGGAUUACGCGAUGCACAGCCCUAAUCUUAGGUGUCAUCAUGACCCUUUACAGUACCCUCUGCAUAUACGUGGGAUCUUUGACAAGGGUGUUCCUAAUGGUGUACGCUUCCAUCACAGCCACUUUUGUAGGGCUAUGCCUGUUGGCUGCGCUGUUUCCUUUCGUUCAUUCUAAGGGUGCUGGAGUUGCAACCUCUGUCACAGCAGCAUUCCAGCUUUGGCACAUCACACACGUAAUUCGAAGCGGGAAAAUGCCUCCGAGAAUGCCUGUAUCACUGGAUUACUGUCCUGGGAACCAUACUUCGGACACCUUAGUGUCAAACAGCAGCGACGUUUUGGAAAGCAACGCAUCCAGGGUACCAUUCUCCCUGCUUGAUAUGUCACCCUUGUGGAGCAGUUUUUUUACGAUUUUCGCUACUAUAUUGAUUGGCGUGCUGGUGAGCGCUGUCACAGGGGAAAUUAAACGAAACCAGGCACAGUCUUCCUUAUGCAGCGACGCUCUCGUUCGAUUUUGGCGAAAUCUGUCCAAGCCAACCAAAGAAACGAAAAUUGUGGUGCGCCUAAAAAGCAGCAGUAGCUAUUCACGACAAUACCAGGAUACAUUGACAAGUUUUGAAGGAGAAACAAAAUUCGUGUCUGAGGCUGAGAAGCUUCUUAUGCUAAAGGAGGAAGCUCAAGUUUAGCCAAGCGCUCAGUGAGCUGCGCUGUCUAACAAACAAGGCGGCGACGAAUGCUUGUGAGUUUCUCUUGCCUUGCGAUGGCCACCAGCCAUAUGAAAUAAAGGCAUCACUGUCAGACACUGCCAAU